Messenger RNA from Penicillium maclennaniae, 1140 nucleotides. Its product is annotated as serine hydrolase domain-containing protein. Bases 1 to 1140 code for a protein of 379 amino acids. NCBI's taxonomy places the organism in Eukaryota, Fungi, Ascomycota, Eurotiomycetes, Eurotiales, Aspergillaceae. The record is from RefSeq and is a predicted model, not a curated record. The transcript has a single exon.
AUGGCUGAAACACACGGUGACUGCGACCCCGCAUUUAAUUCGGUCCGCGAACUCCUAGCAAAGCAAGUCGCCAAUGACUCCGAAGUCGGUGCAUCCAUCUGCGUAAACAUUGAUGGCAAAAAUGUCGUUGAUAUCUGGAGCGGCCAUGCAGAUCCGAAACGUACUAAACCAUGGAGUAAAGAUACCCUGACGGCGGUUUUUUCCUGCUCCAAGGUGGUCACCAACAUUGCAGCCUUGAUUCUAGUCACUCGUGGGCUACUCGACCCGAACGAAAAAGUCUCCAAGUAUUGGCCUGAGUUCGCAGUCAACGGGAAAGAGAGCAUCAAGGUGUCUCACUUUAUGAGCCAUACGUCUGGUGUGGCGGGCUGGGAGCCGGUAAUUCCUCUGGAAGAUCUCUAUGAUACCAGAAAGGCAACAGAUUGGCUUGCGGCCCAAGCCCCCUGGUGGACUCCAGGCGAACAUAGUGGCUAUCACCUUGUGUGUCAGGGUCAUCUGAUAGGUGAAAUUAUCCGACGGAUCAGUGGCAAGUCACUGAAGCAAUUCAUCGCCGACGAGAUCACUGGUCCUCUAGGCGCGGAAUUCACACUUGGAUUGCCCGAGAAAGAUUGGCCUCGUGCUGCAGUGCUCAUUGCUCCCCCUCCUCUACCGCUACACCAACUGGACCCAGCAAGUGUUCCAGGGAAGGCAUUCGCAGGGCCCCAUGUCAGCGCCGAGGAAUCCAUGAGCCCCGGGUUCAGGGCUGCGGAGAUUGGUGCAUCCAAUGGCUUCAGUAAUGCGCGUGCCUUGGCUCGGAUCGGCUCGGUGGUUGCGCUGAACGGCAGUGUCGACGGCAAGCAGUACCUCUCUCCGGAGGUCAUUAACCGCAUGCUCGAGGAGCAGAUCAGCGGAGUGGAUUUGGUUCUGGGAACCUAUAAUCGUUUCGGUCUUGGCGUCGGGCUUCCCUCGCCGAAGACUCUCACUUGGAUCCCAGAAGGACGGAUUUGCUUCUGGGGCGGAUGGGGUGGGUCGAUCAUGAUCAUGGAUCUCGAGCGUCGGAUGACCAUCACUUAUGCCAUGAAUCGAAUGGAAAACGGCACUAUAGGCAACAGUAACACUGCACUUUACGUGGAGGAAAUCUACAAGAUCGUGAAUGCUCUUUAG